Molecule: messenger RNA, 2964 nt
Organism: Penicillium coprophilum
Lineage: Eukaryota; Fungi; Ascomycota; Eurotiomycetes; Eurotiales; Aspergillaceae
Product: putative spindle pole body component
Exons: 6
Coding region: 1-2964 (987 amino acids)
Biological process (GO): mitotic spindle organization; establishment or maintenance of microtubule cytoskeleton polarity; microtubule polymerization
Cellular component (GO): spindle pole; kinetochore; centrosome
Molecular function (GO): microtubule plus end polymerase activity; microtubule plus-end binding
Source: RefSeq, a predicted model, not a curated record
AUGGCUGAAGCCACAGAGGACUUCUCCUCCUUACCCUUGCCCGAUCGGUUCGCUCACAAAAACUGGAAAGUCCGAAAGGAGGGAUACGAAGAUGCGAAAGCGCAAUUUGAAAAGACCCCCGAUGAAUCACACCCGGUCUUCGUGCCAUUCAUACAAGAUCCCGGGCUGUGGAAAGGAGCGGUGGCAGAUUCCAACGUCGCAGCACAAUGUGAAGGUCUUGCAGCAUACUGCGCCUUCUUGAAAUUCGGAGGAGCCCAGGCCUGCACGAGAUCCCGCACAUAUACUAUUGGACCAAUCGCUGAGAAGGGUCUCCCAUCCACACGACCGGCCGGUAAAGCUAGCGCCCAGGAAGCUCUUUUACUAUGUGUCGAAGUGGAUAAGGCCGAUCCGGUAAUCGAGGAACUACUACCCAUACUAUCACACAAAGUACCCAAGGUGAUCGCCGCCACUCUCGCAGCCUUAACUCUCAUCUAUCACAACUUCGGCUGCAAAAUCGUCGACCCGAAGCCAACGUUGAAAGCGCUGACCAAGGUUUUUGGUCAUGCUGAUAAAAAUGUCCGCGCGGAAGCACAAAAUCUGACCGUGGAGCUCUACCGGUGGCUUCGGGAGGCCAUCAAGCCUCUGUUCUGGGCCGAGUUGAAACCUGUGCAACAAGCAGAUUUAGAGAAAUUAUUCGAAGCCGUGAAGCAGGACCCCACGCCGAAACAAGAACGAUUCACUCGAGUACAACAAGAUGCCAUGGCCGCGGCCAGUGCUGCCCCUGCAGGCGAGGAUGGUGAAGAACUAGCCGGUGACGAGUUUGACGAGGAGGAGGAUGGGGUGGUUGUUGAUGCCUUUGACUUGGCGGAACCAGUUGAUGUCAUGAAGAAAGUCCCUGACAACUUCCAUGACCAAUUGGCCUCGUCAAAAUGGAAGGACCGCAAGGAAGCGUUGGACGCCCUCUAUAACGUGAUCAACGUUCCCCGAAUCAAGGACGGCCCGUACGAUGAGAUCAUAAGGGGAUUGGCUAAAUCCAUGAAGGACGCCAACGUCGCUGUCGUCACGGUGGCUGCGAACUGCGUGGACGUGUUGGCCAGGGGCCUUCGCGAUGGAUUCACCAAAUACCGAAGCGUCAUUAUGGCGCCCAUGUUCGAGCGUCUGAAGGAAAAGAAGACGACUGUCGCGGAUGCUUUGGGCCAGGCGUUGGAUGCUGUCUUCACCACGACAACGCUGACGGACUGCUUGGAGGAAAUCUUCGAGUAUCUCAAGCACAAGAACCCCCAGAUCAAGCAGGAGACUGUCAAGUUCUUGGUUCGUUGCUUGCGCACAACCCGGAUGGUACCAGCCAAGCCAGAGCAGAAAGCGAUCGCUGAUGCCGGUACAAAGCUAUUGACUGAGUCAGCCCCGGCAAUUCGCGAAGGAGCGGCUGAAAUUUUGGGUACAUUAAUGAAGAUCCUGGGUGAGCGGGCUAUGAACCCGUAUCUCGAUGGUCUUGACGAGAUUCGUAAAACCAAAAUCAAAGAGUACUUCGGAACUGCUGAAGUCAAGGCCAAGGAGCGACCUAAGGCUAUUGUGGCACCCCCAAAGCCCGCUGCUCCGGCUGCCAGGAAGGUUGUUGGCAAAAAGCCGCCGGCAACGGGACUAAAGAAGCUCGCCCCUGUAGCCGCUCCACCUGCCCCAGAAGAACCCCCGGUCAAGCCUGUAUCCCGAGGAAUCCCCUCGAAACUUGGUGCCCCCAAGUCCGCCCUUGCAACUCCUGGGUCAGGUCUCAAGCUGCAACGGAAGCUUGCUGCAGCCCCCAAGUUUGGUCUCGGUCGUGGCCUGGCAGGUCGACCUAUUGCCAGACCCUCGGCGCCUGCUGAACCUGCCCCUAAUGCCAUGGCAGCUGCCGACCGUGCCGAGUUGGAGGAAUUACGCGCAGACAAGGUGAAGCGUGCUGAACUGGAGGAACUGCGGGCAGAGAAAGAAAAUCUUUACCGAACGGUGGAGGAUAUGAAGGCCGAGCGGUCAAGGCUCAACUCGACGAUCACUGAACUUCAGAACCAGAACGCACAGCUGAUUGAGGACCACACCCGCGAUGUCUUGAGCAUCAAGGCGAAAGAGACUCAACUUGUGCGAGCACGGAGUGACGCGGAAACUGCGGAGGGAAGUGUUCAAAAACAGCAGAGAGAGAUCGAAAGAUUGAAGCGUGAACUCGCACGGGCACUUCGCGCAUCUGCCAUCAGCCCACCCAACGCUACCUCCGACGCAGGCAGCAUGGGCAUGCCGGACACGGCCUCCAUGUAUCAAGACCACAUGAGCAACAGCAAUGCUGCUGCACGAGCUGGUCUUCACAUGGGAUCCCGCUUUGAAAGCGCGCGUCCUCGAAGCUAUGCCUCUGCCACUCCCAGUGAGGAGAAGGAGGCCAGCGGUAUGGAAUCACCAGGACUCAGCAGUCGCAAUGGCGGCCUUGGCCGACGCAACUUGAGCCCUACAUACGGUUACUCGGCCAUUGGUAGCCCCACACGCUCGACUCGAGACUCCAACGCACAGUUCACUGAAGACGACCAACAACCCAGAUCUUCCGAACCGGCAGAGAACUGGAAGCGAGCUGCGGAAGUCACUAGCCAACUGAAGGCGAGAAUUGAACAAAUGAAGGUAAGUGAUUGUGAUUUACUUGUGUCUGAACUCGCUAACAAGGAUCCACAGGCUCAGGCCUACAACACCUACAACAACCAGCCAGAACACGAUCCUUCUCUGAUCCACGAGCUGAUCGCCGGUGCCGCCAGCUACGAGGCAGCCCAGGCCUACGAGAACCACGUUGCUGAGAACGGCGAGCCCGACAGCCACGCAAAGGCCAAGGAGAUCCUCGCUGGAUUUGCUGGUGCCUUUGUCGACCGUGAGGUUGAGACUAGGGGAUUGGACUUCAUCGAUCGGGAGAAGGCCAAGUACGAUGCCAGACAGCAGGUUCAUGACGCGUAUGACUCCUAUGGAAAUCAGUUCUAG